Apis mellifera (honey bee) is the source of this 1739-nucleotide messenger RNA. RefSeq names its product cathepsin L1. The transcript is spliced from 6 exons. Gene Ontology annotation, cellular component: lysosome. The record is from RefSeq and is a predicted model, not a curated record. Gene Ontology annotation, molecular function: cysteine-type endopeptidase activity. The coding region runs from base 787 to 1590 and encodes 267 amino acids. Lineage: Eukaryota; Metazoa; Arthropoda; Insecta; Hymenoptera; Apidae.
GUUUCGAUACGCUGCUCUUUUAUCGCGCGAUUUAUUCGUAAAAAUCGCAAGAUGAUAUUCGGUCCAACUAUACGAUGAAUUUUCUAAUCGAUCACUAUGCCCGUAUAUACGUGUACGUGCAUAGUUAUACGCGUAUCUGCACAGGUAUUUAUACGCAUAAUAAAAGUGGCCAUUGUAAGUAGAUUACUAGCUAUUCUUCGUCCGUUCGCAAUUUAAGGUUUCUUUGAUUCGCGCGUUUGCCGAUAAUUGGAUAAUGACGGGUUGGAAAGGAAAUAUAAAAAGCGAACGUUUGAAGCGGGAACGUUUAUUCUCGGAUUACGCGUGUUGGCGCGUGUCGAACAGGUUGAUAGAAAUGGAAGGGAUAUGUACGAGCGAGCGACAAACGAGCGAUGAAAAGGGGAAACGUUAAUAUUCGGGUCAGUCGGCGGGACGAGUUGCGAUACUCUAUCCUGAGUAGAGUCGGUGGCAAGGCUAUUAUAGUAUAGGGUGCACGAUAGUGAUAUAAUCGUUCGUAAUACCCGAGUAAUACGCGAGUAUAGUAUAGAAUCGCAUCGACGAAGGAUGCGAAGCCGUCGAUCGUAAAACCGUACACGAGCAGUCACAUGGAGCAUCGAUGGUAUUCAAGUGUUUGGAAAACAAAAUCGUUUUCCUCAAGAAAUAUCGAAAAAAUUGGACGAGUAUUGGAACUCAUACAAGGCCCGUUAUAAUAAAAGUUACUCAGGAGAUCUCGAGUCUAAUCGAAGAACGACUUGGGAAGAAAAUCUAAUAACGAUCUAUAAACAUAAUAUGAUGGCAGCUGCAGGUCAUCACAGCUAUACACUGAAGGACAAUCAUAUUGCCGAUCUUGGAACUAGGCAAUACAUUCGAGAAAUGGUGAAAUUGAUUCCAAGUCGGAAGCGGCGUAUAUCGAAAGAUACACUGGUCGGUGUAAGUUUAUCGGAUCACCAACGUAUCCCACGGGAGCUCGAUUGGCGCGAGGUCGGAUUUAAGACGCAGCCAGAAAACCAAAGGGAUUGCGGAAGUUGUUACGCGUAUUCCAUAGCAGGCAGCAUCGAGGGACAAAUCUUUAAAAAGACAGGCAUGUUGCUUCCACUGAGCGAACAGCAAUUGGUCGAUUGCAGUACAUCUACGGGUAAUUUAGGAUGUUCCGGAGGAUCUUUGAGAAACACGUUGAGAUAUCUCGAGAAAGCGAAAGGUUUAAUGGCCAAGAAGUAUUAUCCUUACAAGGCGAAACAAGGCCCGUGUCGUUUUAAGGAAGAUUUGAGCGUGGUUAACAUCACUUCGUGGGCAGUGUUACCGGCACGCGACGAGAAAGUUUUGGAAGCAGCGGUAGCGACCAUAGGCCCGAUAGCUGCCUCGAUAAACGCUAGUCCAAAAACGUUUCAACUUUAUCACAAAGGGGUCUACGAUGACGAAGUUUGUAGUUCGGACAUGGUGAAUCACGCCAUGUUGAUCGUUGGAUAUACGCCAACCGAGUGGAUCUUGAAGAAUUGGUGGGGCGAUGGAUGGGGAGAAAAUGGAUACAUGCGUUUGGCAAAAAAUAAAAAUCGAUGUGGCAUCGCGAAUUACGCGGCGUACGCAAAAGUUUAACUUUUCUCUAUAAACUGAAGAAAGAAAAAAAAAAAAGAAACGAUCCAUCCGAUUUCAUCGAUUUUUUCAUCGAGCCUCUCAGCGUUUACGUUACAGAAAUGAAAUUCAUAUGCGUUUUAUAUAAAUAUCUGUUGAACGAAAUCUCGAAU